GGCGGUUGCCGGGGGCGGGAUGCCGGCCGCUGAUUGGCCGCGCCGUUGCCGGGCGGUUGCCGGGGGCGGGAUGCCGGCCGCUGAUUGGCCGCGCCGUUGCCGGGCGCACGGAGGCGGGAAGGAGCGGACUAACGGAGACGACGGCGGCGAGGAUGGCGGAGCCCGGCUACCGGGCCGUGUCGCGGCUCGACUCCCGCUCCCUGGCCGGCUACAAACACGCCGGGCACGCCAUGUUGUACGCCGCCGAGCCCGGGAAACUCUUCGGCAAAAUACCCCUCAGAUUCGCCGUGUUGAUGCAGAUGCGGUUCGAUGGGAAGAUCGGUUUUCCGGGCGGAUUCAUGGAUCCACGGGACGGCACGCUGGAGGAAGGGCUGAACCGGGAGCUGUGUGAGGAGCUGGGCUGUGACAGCAAGGUGUUGCGCAUCAUGGAGGCUGACUAUGCCAGCUCCCACGCCACCGAGGCGUUGCCCCAGAAGGUGGUGGCCCAUUUCUACACCAAGAGGAUCACCCUGGAGGAACUGCGCAAGGUGGAGGCGUGCUCCAUGCAGGCCAAGGACCACGGGCGGGAGGUCCUGGGUGUGAUCCGUGUGCCCCUCUACACCCUGCGGGACGGCUUUGGGGGGCUGCCGGCCUUCCUCACCAACACCUUCAUCGGCAACGCCAGAGAGCAGCUGGUGGAGGCCCUGCGGAAGCUGCGGCUGCUGAACGAGGCCGAGCUGAGGGCGGCCGUCACUGCCAGUCGGGUGGGCUAGGAGCGCGGGGAGGGGGAGGAAGGGAGGAAGGGUCUGCUCUCCCUGAGCCUGCCCGCAAGGCCAAGGCACAGCACUGCAUGUCCCAACAAAACAGUGUUUGUAACCCACUCGGUCUCUUGCUGUCUAUCUGUGUGUGUGUUGUACGCAUGCCACACUGUCUGGGGGC
This is a messenger RNA of Leucoraja erinaceus (little skate), 918 nucleotides long. RefSeq names its product U8 snoRNA-decapping enzyme. Gene Ontology annotation, biological process: mRNA catabolic process; sno(s)RNA catabolic process. The transcript has 3 exons. The coding region runs from base 153 to 752 and encodes 199 amino acids. Gene Ontology annotation, molecular function: snoRNA binding; phosphodiesterase decapping endonuclease activity. Gene Ontology annotation, cellular component: nucleus. The record is from RefSeq and is a predicted model, not a curated record. Lineage: Eukaryota; Metazoa; Chordata; Chondrichthyes; Rajiformes; Rajidae.